Messenger RNA from Eupeodes corollae, 1709 nucleotides. RefSeq names its product 5'-AMP-activated protein kinase subunit beta-1 (gene alc). Gene Ontology annotation, molecular function: protein kinase binding. Bases 336 to 1292 code for a protein of 318 amino acids. The transcript has 3 exons. Gene Ontology annotation, cellular component: nucleotide-activated protein kinase complex; nucleus; cytoplasm. The record is from RefSeq and is a predicted model, not a curated record. Lineage: Eukaryota; Metazoa; Arthropoda; Insecta; Diptera; Syrphidae. Gene Ontology annotation, biological process: signal transduction.
AUGUAAUCAGGAAAAAAAAUAUCAAAAGAACACAAAGAGAGGUGCUGAUAAAAAUAUAGUAAAAAUUGCCUUUUCUGCAACUCUAUUUUUUAUUUAUUUAACUUAAUUUUCAAAAUCCUCCUUCCCUUAAUAUUUCGGUUUGAAUUUAUACAAAUAAAAUUGCCUGUUAUCUUCCAUAUUCUGCACUCGAAAGUCGUAGCUCUAGUGAAAUUAUUUUACCCUAAUCUCAUCUGUUACGCAGUGCACUAUUUUUCUUUGAUUAUUUUGUAUUUAGAAUAAAAUCCCAUAGUUGCCAAAAAAUCCAAGAACAAAAAUAAAACAAACGAUUUGAAAACAUGGGAAACGCAGGGAGUGCAAACAUUGCCCGAGAACGCCACAAGUCUGCCGAUAGUACUACACCAAGUUCACCAUUUCGCGACAACUCCGGUGGUGUCCUUGGGGGUGGUGCUGGUGGCGUUGCUAACAACAACGCAAUAGGCGGUGGUGUGGGUGGGCAGGCGUUUGUUUUUGACAAGAAACCAGACACGCGCCUAGUACUCCAUGGAACGUCACAGGACGACGAAGAACAACCAUACUAUACAAAGCCAGUAUCGUCGUCAAUUCACGACGACUCUGAAUUUGCCACGCCAGCUCCGAGGCAACGUUCUAGCACCGUGUCAGAAGGAACAACUCCAACGGCAAUGUCAGCCAGUUUAGCUGAAGCUGAGGACGACCCCAAUAAGCCAGCACUGCCAACUGUUUUGCGUUGGGAUGGCGGUGGUAAGCAAGUUCUCAUCAGUGGUACUUUUACAAAUUGGAAAACAUUGCCAAUGGUCAGGAGUCAUGGGAAUUUUGUGACUAUUAUUGAUCUGCCCGAGGGUGAUCAUCAGUACAAGUUUUGUGUGGACGGCGAAUGGAAACAUGAUCCCAAAUUGAAAAGCAUUGAUGAUCCCAGUGGAAUAAAGAACAAUCUAGUUUCCGUUCGCCAAUCGGACUUUGAAGUUUUCCAAGCUCUCGCUAAGGAUAGCGAAAACGUCAUAAAUUAUGCCGAAAGAGAAUACUCUCAAGAGGUGCCCCAGGCAAAGCCAUGGGAAAAAGUAUCCGGACCGCCAGUUUUGCCGCCACAUCUACUCCAAGUUAUUCUAAACAAGGAUACUCCAGUAUCUUGCGAGCCAACUUUGCUUCCUGAACCAAAUCAUGUGAUGUUAAAUCACCUGUACGCUCUCUCCAUAAAAGACGGUGUCAUGGUACUUAGUGCUACACAUCGCUAUCGAAAGAAAUACGUUACGACUCUCCUAUAUAAGCCAAUCUAAGAGAAGUUCUUUACUUUUAUGUUUUUCUUUUAACUUUAAUGAGUCUAGCAAAACCAAAUUGUUUGCAAUUCGCAUUAAGGCAAAGUUAUACCUUGCGUAUCUUAAAAUAACUAAUCAUAGAUCAUAACGAGUAUUUUCUGAAUAAAACAAAAAUUAAAAAAUUGCUUUUGCCAGCAAUUCCUUAAAUGCUUAAAAUGUAAAAUAGAUUGAACAUAAUAAUAGAAUGCGCUUCGAUAAAAUGAUUAAAAAAUGUUCUUUCGACGAAAUUGAUCAUUUUAAAUUAUACAAUCUGUAUGAAAACAAUUGAAGUGCAAUUGAAAAAAUGUAUUGUUUUAUUUUUGUUUAAUAUUAUUUAAAAAAAAAUAUGCCCUCUCCAAUAAAAAUGAAUAAAUAUGUAUUUUAAAAUAUAAAUGACAA